This is a messenger RNA of Abrus precatorius (Indian licorice), 2546 nucleotides long. RefSeq names its product transcriptional adapter ADA2b. The record is from RefSeq and is a predicted model, not a curated record. The transcript has 13 exons. NCBI's taxonomy places the organism in Eukaryota, Viridiplantae, Streptophyta, Magnoliopsida, Fabales, Fabaceae. Gene Ontology annotation, molecular function: zinc ion binding; chromatin binding; protein binding. Gene Ontology annotation, biological process: chromatin remodeling; regulation of transcription by RNA polymerase II. Bases 339 to 2015 code for a protein of 558 amino acids. Gene Ontology annotation, cellular component: nucleus.
CCAGUUCCACUUACAGCAACAAAACUAAACUUGGUUUGAGGCGUUUGACACAUGCUAUGCUAAAGCAUCCUCCUUUGUCGCACUUUUCUUCGACAAUUAUUUCUUUCAUAUUUUUCACACCGCAAUACAGAACCCAAACCCAAACCUUUUCGGGGCAACGUGAAAGAUUCGGUAUUUGUCAAAACCCAAGUGACCCAAUUGCGAUAUCCAUUAAUCGUACCCUUAAAAAUCUAGGGUUUUUAUUUUUUGAAGAAUAAAUUCUACUUGCCCCCUUUUUUUCAUCGUGAUUGUUUGUUCCAACGAACUCAAAUUCAUUGAGGAGUUCGUGCUGAGAAUCAAUGGGUCGUUCUCGUGGAAAUUUUCACCACGCCGAUGAGGAUCCCAACCAAAGGUCAAGGAGAAAAAAGAAUUCUGUCAGUGGAGAGAAUUCAGAAUCUGGAGCAGCAGGCCAAGGAACAAGUGAAGGCAAAAGGGCUUUGUAUCACUGCAAUUAUUGUAAUAAAGAUAUAACAGGAAAAAUCCGUAUUAAGUGUGCAAUGUGCCCAGAUUUUGAUUUAUGUAUAGAGUGCUUCUCUGUUGGUGCUGAGGUGACACCUCAUAAAAGUAAUCACCCUUAUAGGGUUAUGGAUAAUUUGUCUUUCCCCCUUAUUUGCCCAGACUGGAAUGCAGAUGAUGAAAUAUUGCUUCUAGAGGGAAUUGAAAUGUAUGGCUUGGGAAACUGGACAGAAGUUGCUGAGCAUGUUGGAACAAAAAACAAAGAAUCAUGCAUAGAGCACUAUAGGAAUGUAUACUUGAACUCCCCAUUCUUUCCUCUUCCGGACAUGACUCAUGUUGUUGGGAAAAACAGAAAAGAACUCCUUGCCAUGGCCAAAGGGCAGGGCGAGGACAAGAAAGGAAUUUCCAUGGGGGAUCUUAGUUUAAAGGAAGAUUCUCCCUUUUCUCCAUCUAGAGUCAAAGUUGAAGAUUCCCAUAAAGCUGGUUCUGCUAACCGUUUGCCUUCCUGUUUGAAUUCAGAGUCAGAUUCUGGUCCUUCUGGUAACACACAUGCUGGAGCUGGUGCAAACCAAAAGGCAUCUAAUGCGACCGGGGGAAAAGGUGGUCCAGGAGUCAUUAAAAUGGAAGAUUCUCAAGUAGACAGAGAUUUUGGAGGAAAAAAGCCAACUUCCUCAGGAAAUGAAGGUCCUUCAUUAGUAGAAUCAAGUGGUUAUAAUUCAAAAAGACAGGAAUUUGAUCCUGAAUAUGAUAAUGACGCUGAACAACUACUUGCUGAAAUGGAAUUUAAGGAUACUGACACUGAGGAAGAGCGAGAGCUGAAACUACGUGUAUUGCGUUUCUAUUCAAAAAGGCUCGAUGAAAGAAAGCGUAGGAAGGAUUUCAUACUUGAAAGAAAUUUGUUAUACCCAAAUUCAUUUGAGAAGGAUUUAACAACUGAGGAGAAGACAAUAUGUCAGAAAUAUGACUUUUUCAUGCGCUUUCAUACCAAGGAAGAGCAUGAGGAAUUGCUUAGAACAGUUAUCUCUGAACAUAGAACUCGUAAAAGACUUCGAGAGCUAAAGGAAGCACGCGCAGCUGGUUGCCGCAAUGUCAUGGAAGCUGAUAGAUAUAUGGUACAAAAGAGAAGAAGGGAAGCUGAAGAAAGUGCUCGCAGGAAAAAAGAAAGUGCUCAGGUUGGUCCAAGCAAUCAGGGGGUUCCAAAUGCAUUAAUGUCUCCAGACUCUGCUGGCAAGGAUUUGAGUGCAAGACCUGCAGGGCCUGCUACUUCGAGCUCUGUCAAUGAAAUGGAUGUGACAGGAUAUUAUGGGGCCGAUUUACUUUCUGAACCAGAGAAACGUUUAUGCUGUGAGCUAAGGUUGCCUCCAGCCACGUAUCUAAAAAUGCAAGAGCAACUGUCUCUACAAAUACUUGCUGGAAAUGUCUCUGCUAAAUCGGAUGCUCAUCAAUUGUUCAAGAUAGAUACCAUGAAAAUUGACAGGGUGUAUGAUAUGCUCAUCAAAAAGGGAAUUGCUUUACCCUGAGACCUCUCUUACUUCAGAUGUGUCGCUUCAUAAUCUAUUAUUCUCUGCGAGCUACCCACAGUCGAAAUAAAUUGAUCUUGUAUAUCAACAUUACUAGAAAAUUUUGAAGUGCUGUAUCAAGUUUUAGUAAUGGACUGAGUUAGAUAAAGGAUGGACUAUACACACCAAGUUAAUCAUGAUUCUAUUUGACAUCUAUCAUGCCCCUCACCUACCCACCCAACUGACCAAAUCCAUGAAUGUGGCAUAUGUACGGAGUCGAUAGUCGUGGCAAGCUAAUAUUAAUGUAUAAUGUAGUCAGGGUGUUGAUGCAAAAAAAUGAUAACUUUUUCUUGGGUAGAUUCUUGAAAUUUUGUUUAUUCAAAGUUGUCUAUUUGUGUAGGAGUUGCUACAGCAGCUAGUUUUAGGUUACAAUACCCUUGAUGAUUUGCACGUUUAUUGGUUACUUUUCAAAGUAUAAUCAGCAACUUAUUCAUGUUUGACACAAGAAAUGCCCUACCAUACUGGAACGUCUAUUGAGAAACACCUUCCUUU